This is a messenger RNA of Myxozyma melibiosi, 907 nucleotides long. Its product is annotated as Ctr copper transporter family-domain-containing protein. Gene Ontology annotation, molecular function: copper ion transmembrane transporter activity. Gene Ontology annotation, cellular component: plasma membrane. The record is from RefSeq and is a predicted model, not a curated record. Bases 194 to 670 code for a protein of 158 amino acids. Lineage: Eukaryota; Fungi; Ascomycota; Lipomycetes; Lipomycetales; Lipomycetaceae. Gene Ontology annotation, biological process: copper ion transmembrane transport. The transcript has 5 exons.
UGAAUCUGGUUUAGGGACGGCGAGAAGGAAGGAUUUCUUGCGUCCCCGGACCGCUGCUGACUGAGAGGAAGGGUUUUGUGGGGUUAUGGCCACCAGAUGAGAUGGGGUUCGAUGACCGCUGAGCAAGGAUAUCACAGUGCUCGUUGCCUCAACUUUUGCCUGUGAGCCUUUGUAUCUUGGUAUUUUUACAAUUAUGGAUCACUCUAUGCACCAUAUGGACGGGGUCGACCAUGCAGCCAGCAUGGCGGCGGGGAAGAGCGCGUGCAAGAUGAAUAUGCUUUUCACCUGGAGUUCAGAUGAUCUCUGUAUUGUUUUUGGCUGGUGGCAUAUACGGUCUGGUCUCGGCUUUCUGAUUUCGCUUGUCGUAGUCAUGGCUCUUGCCGUGGGCUACGAGUAUCUGAGGAUAUGGAAUUCAGCAGAAUCUACAGGAUCAGAAGAGAGUCUGCCGAGCCCGUCUAUCACGAGACCUAGAGACAGACAGCUGAGGAAGAUUAGGCUGAUAAAGUCGGGAAUCUACGGCUUGCAGGUUCUCUAUUCGUUUUUCCUUAUGCUGGUGUUUAUGACAUAUAAUGGUUGGGUUAUGCUCGCGGUGGCAGCAGGCGCAUUUACAGGACAUUAUCUAUGGGCAUCGCGACUGAGCCGGCCGGCGAGAGGGCUGUUUUGUCAUUAGCUGUGAUAUAUGACCGAUACAGAGGAUAUAGAUGUGCAGAGGGAGAUACUAUGCAUGACAAUAACAGAUCACACACAACAACCGUAACAUAAGAGUCCGCGCACUCGGUGACAACUUCCCGAAACUGUUGUUGUUAUUGCCUGUCUGGAAGAGUAAAAGCAAUUAGUUUACUAAUCUAAAUAAAGUGUCGAAUGUGCAGCGUUGCUGUGGCAACCACACAACAAUACUGUCUUGUGG